Messenger RNA from Rhopalosiphum maidis (corn leaf aphid), 1254 nucleotides. Its product is annotated as ATP-dependent DNA helicase pif1-like. Gene Ontology annotation, molecular function: DNA helicase activity. Bases 1 to 1254 code for a protein of 417 amino acids. NCBI's taxonomy places the organism in Eukaryota, Metazoa, Arthropoda, Insecta, Hemiptera, Aphididae. The record is from RefSeq and is a predicted model, not a curated record. The transcript is spliced from 2 exons. Gene Ontology annotation, biological process: telomere maintenance; DNA repair.
AUGGGAAAUCCAAAUAUACAAAUCAGUGAAGAAAUUUACAAUGAAGUAUUGAUUUCAAUUGAGGACAUGUGCUUGAUAAUGUCAAACAAACUAUUAAUUCAAUUAGGCCUGACCGCGCCCAAUCGUCCAAUGCAUGACGCUUUUAACCAAGAGUUGCAUCGAGAAAGACUGUAUGAUCUCAACGCUUUGAAAGAAUUAAUUCAAACAAAUCUUCCACUGUUAAAUGAACAACAGAAGUAUGUAUUUGAAACUCUUAUGAAAGUAACAAAUGAUGAAACUGGAGGGAUUUACUUCUUAGAUGCACCUGGUGGUACAGGAAAAACUUUUUUGAUUUCAUUAAUAUUAGCAACAAUUCGCUCACAAAAUAAAAUUGCACUUGCACUCGCUUCGUCGGGAAUCGCAGCAACUUUGCUUGAAGGUGGUCGAACAGCCCAUUCAGCACUAAAAUUGCCAUUAAAUAUGCAAAGCAAUGAAACUCCAACCUGCAAAGUUUCGAAGAACUCUGCAAUGGCAAAGGUUUUGCAGCAAUGUAAAUUGAUUGUUUGGGAUGAAUGCACGAUGGCACAUAAAAAAUCUCUGGAGGCUUUAGACAGAACCUUAAAAGAUCUACGGAGCAAUAAUAACCGAUUUGGUGGUGCAAUGAUUUUAUUAGCAGGAGAUUUUCGUCAAACAUUGCCAGUGAUUCCACGAUCAACGCCAGCUGAUGAACUCAAUGCAUGUCUAAAGUCCUCCAGUUUGUGGAAACAUGUCAAAGUACUUCAUUUAAGCAAGAAUAUGCGUGUCGAGUUGCAAAAUGACCAAUCUGGAAACAUAUUCUCUAAACAACUCAUUGACAUUGGUAAUGGCAAAUUUCCUAUAGACAUGUUGACUGGCUGCAUUAACUUUCCUCAAAGUUUUUGUCAGUUAACUCGAUCAAAAGAUGAACUUAUUCAGAAGGUGUUUCCAGAUGUUUCUCAAAAUUACAGAAACCAUGAUUGGUUGAGCGAACGAGCUAUACUGGCUGCAAAAAACAUAGAUGUAAAUGAAUUCAAUUUCAAAAUUCAAGAACAAAUUACAGGCGAAUUGAGGAUAUAUAAAUCAGUUGAUUCGGCUACUAAUCAAGAUGAUGUAGUCAACUAUCCACCGGAAUUUUUAAACUCGCUGGAUUUGCCAGGAUUGCCACCUCACAAUCUUCAAUUAAAGGUUGGAUCGGUGGUUAUAAUGUUGCGAAAUAUCAACCAACCGCGUCUUUGCAACGGUACACGGAAAGUAUAA